Molecule: messenger RNA, 3071 nt
Organism: Ostrea edulis (European flat oyster)
Lineage: Eukaryota; Metazoa; Mollusca; Bivalvia; Ostreida; Ostreidae
Product: aquaporin-1-like
Exons: 7
Coding region: 366-1250 (294 amino acids)
Biological process (GO): transmembrane transport
Cellular component (GO): plasma membrane
Molecular function (GO): water channel activity
Source: RefSeq, a predicted model, not a curated record
GUACAGCAAUGGAGGACCGACAUACAGUCGAGUGGUUUUCUGUCCGGGGUCGGUGACAAGGGUUAUGGACACGUGUCCGUCAGAACCACAUUACGGCGAUAUCGAUUAUAGAUUUUGAAAAAUUCAACAAGCGGUAGUAAGAAGUGUAUUAAUUGGCAGAUCUAUGGUGGCGUAAAGAUGCGCCAUUGCAGAAUCUAUCGUAUCUACGAAGGACACGCGGUUCUUGUCGCUUUAUGACUCUUGCUUAUUUAUUGUGGAUUAAACUUCGUAAAAUAUAUGAUCGCCUUAUCUAUUGACAUAGAAGCCACGAACGGAAAUCGGUCGACUCCUGUACAGAGAGAUUUCUUUUGUGAGAGCUGUGGAUUAUGGAGGGUUAUUUUAUGCACGUUUCACAAAAGGUGGCUGAAGUGAGGUUUGGAAAGGAUGCUGAAGAAAAGUUUUACUCUGUUCGGGAACUGAAGACCUGGAAGUUUUGGCGUGCAGUGCUGGCGGAGUUCGUAGGAACUAUGCUGUUUGUAUUCCUGGGCUGUGCUUCCACUCUAACAAGUCCCAUCAAUCCUGUCAGGAUUGCACUUGCAUUUGGACUGGCUAUUAUGGCCCUAAUUCAGAUGUUUGGUCACAUUUCGGGAGGACAUUUCAAUCCUGCCGUGUCCUGGGGACUAUUUGUCAGCUUUCAGAUCACUGUAUUUCGGGCCUUGUUUUACACGAUUGCUCAAACAGUCGGCGCCAUUGUAGGAGCCAUGAUUCUGAAAGGAGCGACCCCGGAUGUAUUUCAUGCCAAUCUUGGAGUGACAAAGGUUCCAGCCAACUACACCCUUCUGCAAGGAGUGGGCAUCGAACUGAUUCUAACCUUCUGCCUUGUGUUGGUCAUUGUUGCGACAACAGAUGGGAACAGGACGGAUUUUGGAAGCGCUUCUAUGAAAAUUGGUCUUACAGUAGCAAUGCUGCAUUUUUCUUGUAUAACCCUGACAGGAUCCAGUAUGAACCCCGCUCGAUCACUAGGGAGUGCUGUAGCCUCCAACGAUUUUGACACACAUUGGGUGUACUGGGUGGGACCAUUACUAGGAGGAUGCAUAGCUAGUCUGCUGUACAAAUUUCUUUUCUCGCCGUACAGAGGGACAAUAUCGGGCGACGAAGCAACUAAGAGACUGCUUGUGGAAGGGGAUAUGUUAGCAAUUCCAAGGGAUUAUUUCACAGGGUCUGACCAGACAGCUUCCAAUGGGAAAAAUCAGGAGUCCUUUAAACUGUAAUGUGGCGGAUCUGAAAGGAUAACAAACCAGUGUCAAUUACUUAUCUAAAACGUUCAUACGAAGCCGAGCAGUACAAACCAAUAUAAUUUUAUUCAAGCACAGUGUUAACAAAAUGAAAUUGAAGUGGAGCAUACAGCACGGUCACAAGGCUCCUGAAUAGAAAAUCCACUGAAUAAGAAAUUUCAUUAGAAAGGUCUUAUUAUAUGCCCCUUGAUUAUAAUGUUUGGGAAAGAUGUACUUGUAUAAUCCCAUGAUUUCUACAUAUAGAUAAGUAUUAACAUGUCGUCAUUACAGGUUUCUUCUAUGUAAUAUUGUAUCAGUUAAUAUGUUUCUGCCAUUACAUACAGUAGGGGCCUAAAUCAACCCGAACACAAACAAUAUUAAUGUAUCCUAAGAAAUGUUACAUUUAUGUUAUGAUAUAUUGAUACUAAUAGAUCAUAAUGAUAUGACUGCAGAAAAUAAGAAUUUCAGAUGUGUUUUGUUUUUAGCUCACCUGCGCCGACGAGAGCUUUUCUGUUCAUUUUUGUCUGUCUUCGUCUUGUUUUGGUGUAGUUUUGUAAGCUCCCGUGACUUGUGUCCGGAAGGGGAGGGGGGGGGGGUAGUUUUGUUCAGUAUCAGUCCAUCCGCCUGAUUCAUGGUGCAUGGUUUGUCCUGUUAACUACUCCUCCAUUUUUUAAGAUAUUCAUAUUGCCUAUGCAUAAUGUAAGAAUUUUUAUUUUCUUCAAUAUUUUUUCACAGAUGGCGGACUGUUAACUGUUGAACAUUGGUCAAUUUUGAAAAAAACAAUGACAUAUAGUGUAGAUCUAGUUUGUUCAAAUGAUGGUUGUCAGGAUCAGCAUGAGACUCCGACUUCUACAAAUGGAGAUAUAGGAAAAUGUUUAUAAUUAAUCCUCGUUGAAAAUAAGGCUAUAAUUCGUCAGGUUUAUGUGAAAAGAAUGUAGUUUCGAUUUAAUUUUCCUCAAACCAUGACCCCUGGGAUAAGGGCGGGGUCACAACAGGAUUAUUUUUUUGUAGGAAAAUAUAUCAAACUAUUUAGAAUGUGACAUAAUGAUAUGAAAGCAUCUUCAUGUAGAGGUAUUGUAUGUGCUGAUUUUUUUUAUGAAUUAUGACCUAGUGUGGGUCAACGGUAGAGGUUCAAAGAGUCCCUGCGAAAAUCUUUCCAAUACCAAUACAAUAAUGAGUUCACCAAAAUAAUUCUCAACCAUCCAGAGAUAUGUCGAAUAUAUUUACAUUUCCAAUGCUUUUACCUUCAAUAAUGAUAGCCAUUUCCUAAUAAAUGCAAUGCAGGUGUGAACAGUGUGUGGAUCUUGAUAAAUGUAGUACUGACUAUUUUAAUGACCGGGAAUUCUGACGGAAAUGAAAGUUGAGUGUAAAUAUAAAAUAUGAAUUUCAAUUUUGAAAAUACAUGAGGUCAUGACCGGCAACGCUUCACACCAGCAUACUCUUCGUAUCCGCUAACGCGCCUCAUGAACUCUUCGUAUCCGCUAACGCGCUUCAUGAACUCUUCGUAUCCGCUAACGCGCUUCAUGAACUCUUCGUAUCCGCUAACGCGCUUCAUGAACUAUGCUGGUGUGGAACGCCACUGUUCACACUCGCGUGUUUUCGAAAAUGAAAUUUAUUUAGAUAACAGUUAUCCGAUAAGCAGGUCGUGGCUUAUUGUUAAAUCGCUAUUAGUGUUCCAAACUUUUGAAUACCAUCUCUGUAUGAGUAGGGUGGCUAAAGUGAGCGUUGUGGCCCAUUUACUUCUUGUUAUUUAUAUUAUUGUUACAUUUUAUACUACAGUAUAUAAAAUCCAUGUUCUGUAAUAAACAUGAUGUUUAU